AAUUAUGAUGUACACGAUAUUCGUGGGAAACUGCGCUGGAGCCAGCCGCUUGGACCUGGAAGACGAAUUUCGACAGUUUGGGAAAAUACUCCGGACGAUGGACCUCGAAUGGGCGGUGGUGGUGGAGGUCGAGGUGGUUUCUCGCCCCCUCCCCCUCGACCAGACAUUUCUCUGGAGGCCAGACUCCGUGAGGUAGCGGAGAGAGAGCGACUGAUUGAACUGGAACAGCAAAUCAUGAUCAAAGAGCAGCAGGCUCAGGAGAUGCUUAUUGCGCAAGAAAUGGAGAAACGCAAGAUGGAGAUGAUGGAGUUGGAGAGAUCUUCGGCAGCUGCGUCCAGCUCACAGGGGCAAAUGGGUCCUCCCUCUGGACCAGGGGGGUCAGUCCACUCCAGACAUAGACAGAUGUCUCCAAAGAGAUUCCCUGAAGAGAGAUUUCCCGAUGAGUUCGAACCUCCUGCCGCCAAACAGCGAAGGGGGGUGAACAACUCAUCCUUCGGAAACAACGAUCAUUUGGAUAUGUAUCGCAAUAUGGUAGAUUGCUGCGUCAUCUACGUCGACAAACAGCUCAGGUCAUACGCGGAGUCCGUUCAAAACGUCUGCGUCGCGGCCGGCUUGGUCGCAGAUGUGCAAUUCAUUUCGCGUGACGAAUCCCUUGCUGGUACCCUGGACAAUCUGUCUCAGAAGGGAAUCAUCUCGGCCGUGAUUCUGGACGAACUGAACGAGCAGCGGAAAACUGCCAAUGUGCACUUUCUGCACGGCACUCCCCGCGGGGAAAUACAGACUGGCAUUUCGGAACUGCCGCAUUGGCUGAGGAUGCACGAAGAGUAUAACAAGUAUUUAGUGGUCACUGGAAAACGAACACAGUCCCUGCGGGAGCUACUGGCGGAGCUCUGCGAUAACAGAGGAGGAAGUGGACGAGGUGACAACAACUCGACUAUGCCGGACCGACAUCCACAAAUGGGUGGGGGAGGGCCCGGAAGUAUGGGACAGGAGCAAAGCUCAAGGUCAUUCGCCCGAUAAAGACACAAUCAAACUACAUCCUAGGCUGUUCCUUAAACUUUUUUGUGUGCUAUCGCGACAAAGAACCGCCAUUUUUUUGAAUUUAAGCUGGAUAAAAUCAAGGAAUCGUUGAAAUAGAAUGAAAAAUACCAAUUUAUUAACGAGGAGCCAACUUUCGCGUUUUUUCCCCAAUUGUUAUUCUGGCGGUUCUUUUCUCGACUCUCUCGGGUUAUUUUUUCUGUUUACACUGCUAUUUAUUUUUCUGUUCUUA
Molecule: messenger RNA, 1270 nt
Organism: Symsagittifera roscoffensis
Lineage: Eukaryota; Metazoa; Xenacoelomorpha; Acoela; Convolutidae
Exons: 6
Coding region: 109-1020 (303 amino acids)
Source: RefSeq, a predicted model, not a curated record